UUCUGAUUGUAUUGUGAUUAUUGUGAUUUAUUGUGAAUUGUGAAUUUUUCGAGUUGUGUUGUGUUGUGUAUGUCUUGCUUUGAAGUGUCACAGUCUCUUAGGACAGGAUUAAUGACCUAACCAGGUGUUUCAGCAAUCACCUACUUCUAAAAUCAUGUUCAAUGUUUUAACCAAGCCGAUUUUUAGACUGUCAGUUGCCAUUUUGGUUAACGAAAACAUUCUUAGAGUCUCUCCUGUCCUAUGUAAAGACAUAAAAAACAGGGGUUUUGCAAGAUGGUCAUCAAGAAAACCUUCAAAAGUCUUUACUCCGGACGUAAUUUCAUCUGGAGGUUUUGAUACAGAAGAAUUUUUCAAAUCUGAAUACACAGAAAGUUCAGAAAGUGAACAGGAAAUUGUGAAAAAACAACUAAACAAUUUUAAUAAAGAAAAACAGCUGAUUGAAACAGGGAAAACAUCAGCUGAUUUAAAAUAUACUGUUUUACAAGAAAACGAUUUGACCUUCAGUAAGCUUAUGACACAAGCUGGAAAUAGAAAGCUACGCAUGAAAAACAAUCUGAUGAUGUUGGAAGGAAAACGAUUGAACAUUGAUGCGAUUAAAACUGGCUUGAUACCCAAAAAGAUAUUUUUCACCCGAAAAACACUUCUGGAAGAUAUAAAACUACCUCAAAGUUUGAAAACUUCACUCUACAAAAUACAUUAUAAAACUGUUGCAUUGUGGUCUAAGCUGGAAUCCCCACCAGGAAUCAUUGGGUUCUACGAUCUCGUGAAGGAAGAUCACAUCUCCACCAACAACACUAUCCCAGUGAGGGUAAUCUGUGACAAUGUUAGAGACCCUGGCAACCUCGGGUCCAUCAUAAGGGUGGCUGCUGGUGUAGGCUGUACACAGGUGCUGCUAUUGAAAGGCUGCACUGACCCGUGGGACCCUAAAGUGCUCCGUGCCGCUGCUGGAGGACAUUUCCACAUCCCAAUAAAAAUGGACAUGAUUUGGAGUCAGCACAAAGAGUUUCUGAACCCUUCUGAUGUGGUUUGUCUUGCAGACAGUAACACAGCCAGAGAAACCCCAAUUGCUGCCAGAAUACCUCAGCAUUUAUACUUUGACGUAAAAUUAAAAACCUCUCAAUCUAUAGCCAUUGUUGUGGGAGGCGAGACAGAGGGUUUGAGUAUUGACGCGUUCAAACUGGCCUCUAAAUAUAACGGAUUGAGACUUCACAUACCUCUGUCCAACUCAAUAGAAAGUUUAAACAGCGGUUGUGCAUUGAGUGUUGUAUUGUUUGAGAUUAAAAGACAACUUUUGACUCUUGAGAGAGCUAACACUUUAAAGGAUAAUGCUACUCCAGAAGAAGAACUAAAAACAGGAGAAUAUAGAAUCUAGGGACUGAUGCUUCAAGUUAGUUACCUCUGUAUUGUAUAAACAAAUAAAUUUAAAAUGACAAUAUCUA
Macrosteles quadrilineatus (aster leafhopper) is the source of this 1439-nucleotide messenger RNA. Its product is annotated as rRNA methyltransferase 3, mitochondrial. The transcript has 5 exons. The record is from RefSeq and is a predicted model, not a curated record. Gene Ontology annotation, molecular function: RNA methyltransferase activity; RNA binding. NCBI's taxonomy places the organism in Eukaryota, Metazoa, Arthropoda, Insecta, Hemiptera, Cicadellidae. Gene Ontology annotation, biological process: RNA processing. Bases 155 to 1372 code for a protein of 405 amino acids.